Canis lupus familiaris (dog) is the source of this 449-nucleotide messenger RNA. RefSeq names its product cytochrome c oxidase subunit 7B, mitochondrial-like. The record is from RefSeq and is a predicted model, not a curated record. Gene Ontology annotation, biological process: mitochondrial electron transport, cytochrome c to oxygen. The coding region runs from base 16 to 312 and encodes 98 amino acids. NCBI's taxonomy places the organism in Eukaryota, Metazoa, Chordata, Mammalia, Carnivora, Canidae. The transcript has a single exon.
GUUUGUAUCUAUGGAAUGCAUUUAUUCUGGAAAUUUGUGUGCUGUUUUACAAAAAGCUUUUAUAAUCAAUUUAAAAAAAAAAAAAAAAACGCUCUAAGUCGUCUCCGAGUUCAAAGCAUUCCACAAACAAUGGCAAGGCAGAGUCACCAGAAACGGGCACCUGAUUUCCAUGAUAAAUAUGGUAAUGCUGUAUUAGCUAGUGGAGCCACUUUCUGUAUUGCUGUAUGGGCAUAUACAGCAACACAAAUUGGAAUAGAAUGGAACCUGUCCCCUGUUGGCAGAGUCACCCCAAAGGAAUGGAGGGAUCAGUAAUCCCAGCUGGUGUAAUAAUGAAUUGUUUCAAAACCAACUCAUAAUUGAUGCCAGGUGAAAGCACUGUGCACCUACUAAAAUAUGGCAUGAUUUAAGAAAUAAAGUACAUUUGAAACCUUCAAAAAAAAAAAAAAAAA